AUCAUAUACGCAAUCCAAAGGCAUAGAUCCAAACAAUUUUCAAUAAUUUUGAAUCGAAGCCAAUGGCGUCUCUUGCCACCGUCGCCGCCGUUCAAUCCGCCGCCACCGUAAACGGCCUCGCCGGAAGCUCCCUCGCCGGAACCAAGCUCUUCAUCAAGCCCUCUCGCCAAAGCUUCAGACCCAUAUCCACAAGCAGAGCCGGUGCUGUGGUGGCUAAGUAUGGGGACAAAAGUGUGUACUUUGACUUGGAAGAUUUGGGAAACACGACAGGUCAAUGGGACUUAUAUGGUUCUGAUGCUCCUUCUCCUUACAACCCUCUUCAGAGCAAGUUCUUCGAGACAUUUGCCGCUCCAUUCACAAAGAGAGGAUUGCUUCUCAAGUUCUUGAUUUUGGGCGGAGGCUCGAUGCUGGCUUAUGUCAGCGCUAACGCCACUGACGACGUUCUUCCCAUCAAGAAAGGCCCUCAAGAGAAGCCUAAGCUCGGUCCCCGUGGCAAGCUCUAAACCCUCUCUCUCUCUCUCUAUAUAUAUAUAUGUAUUCACCAUGUAAUGUAUGGAUUUCUUCUUCUAUUUCUGGGAUGUAUUGCUUUGGAACAUCUGUUCUUGAAACUUCUGAAUAGUGCAAUAGCCCUUUAUGUA
Tarenaya hassleriana is the source of this 638-nucleotide messenger RNA. RefSeq names its product photosystem I reaction center subunit VI, chloroplastic. The transcript has 3 exons. Gene Ontology annotation, biological process: photosynthesis. Gene Ontology annotation, cellular component: photosystem I; photosystem I reaction center; chloroplast thylakoid membrane. Bases 63 to 503 code for a protein of 146 amino acids. Lineage: Eukaryota; Viridiplantae; Streptophyta; Magnoliopsida; Brassicales; Cleomaceae. The record is from RefSeq and is a predicted model, not a curated record.